CUGCCAGGAAGGACGGAGGGAUACAGGAGUUAUAGAGGAGAGAGGAAAGGCAAAGAGAGAGGUGAGAGAGAGGGGAGAGGCGGAAAUAAACGAGAGGUGAGGGAGAGAGGCCAGAGAGAAAUACAUGAGGGAGAGUAGAGGGGAGGGAGACAUGGAGGAAUAAAAAAAUAAAUAGAGGAAUAUCUGAUAUAGUAAAAGGGAGAGAGUGAGAGUACUGGGUACAGAGAAGGAAGCGUGAGAGAAAAGAGGGCUGAGUGGGAUAUGUGAGUGGGCUAAGCAAAGAUUAUUAGGACAGACAGACAUAAGACAGACACAGGAUAGAACGGACAGGUUAGACUGAGGGACACUGCUGAGAAGGCAGACACGGGGCUGUAACCCAGAGAAGAGAGAGUGCAUAUAUAUAGCUGGGGGCUCUGCCAGUAUCUCUAUAAUCCCAUUGCAAGUUUUAGGGGUCUUUUUCACCCCUUGGAGAGAAUGUCAUUGUGUUCCACUGGUGUCCGGGAGUCAUCCCCUCAUGGGAACCGUACAUUCUUGCACUGCCACUCGUGGUUUGUCCCACUGAUGCUGGGUUUGGUUCUAAUUCCAGUCUGUUUCUCUCUGGAGGUUUCUGUUGGUAAGAACCCUCAGAUGAAAGCUCGCAAUGGUACGGACGUCCUCCUUCAUUGUUCCUUCUCCGCAUGCUUCGGUUUUGAGGAUGUGUACUUUUUAUGGAAUUACCAGCCUAUGAAUAGCACAUUUCCAUCUACAAUUCUAUAUAAAGGCUUUGUAAAGGACGAGAAUACAGAUCCUAAGCCUACACAGGAUCCUGAUUACCAGGUGGAAUUGGCAUUUAAGCGAGCUCCCAAGGAUUACAACAUCUCACUGCUGUUGAAAAAUGUGGAUUUUAGCAAUAAUGGCAGAUACACUUGUGAUGUGAUGAACACAAAGGAAAAGAAAGCCAAGCACAAUGCCACACUCACACUCACUGUGGUGGACAAAUUUGAAGUUGUGGAUAAUACAUUGACACUAAUCAUUGUGGCUGUGGUUGGUGGGGUUAUCGGUCUGCUUAUUCUCAUCCUUAUCAUGAAGAAAAUCAUCAGUAUUAUCCUGAAAAGAAACAGUGACACUAAGAAGGAUUGCCUUGUGAGUUCUUCUGUUAAUGACAAUACGGAGAAUGCUUCCAAACCAGGGAGCAAAGAAAAAACAAAAGCUUGAUCUCUGUGUGCUUGAGGGACCCAACGGUUGUACAUCAUUGCACACAAUAAACCUUGGGACCCCUAGCGUCUCCACCAGAACUGGGGACAGACAGAACUCAGAAUGGACACAGGGAUCAUGGACAUAUGAUCCCCUGAAGAGGCUCUGGGAGUCCUUCCUCUAAAUGACCACAAUCCAUCAGACACCCCAGCUCCUGAUGGAGUUUGUGCAUUUCAGUGCUAAAUACUUUCUCCUCUAUAUACUAUGCAUUGUAGUUAUAUAGUAUUAUUGAGUAAAAGCUCCUUAUAGCUUCACAGGGCUCUGUGUACCAAAUGCCCCCAUAAUGCUCUCUAUAUAAGGCAUGCAGAGGUCAGUUCCAUGCCGCAUAUUUCAAGGUGUCUAUACACACAUGAAUGUUUUGCACUUCAGUGGGGCACAUACAAGAACCCAUUUUUUACCUACUCAAGUGAUUAGACUAGAUUUGGCUUAGGAAUAUUCACAGAUUUGUGAGGAUGUUUGUACUAUGACAGUGAAUGAGUGCACAAGCACAGCAGCUUCAUCUGCUGGACACUUCCUCCUGGCAAGAUAUAGAGGAGCCAUGACAGGGAAAGGACAGUGAAGGGAGGUAUAAGGGACUGUAUGUUUAGCAUUAUUAUGGCAUGGAACAGACACAGGCUGAGGGGCCAGUAAUGGGAAUAGAGGCACUCAUAAAGGGGGCAGUAGAUACAGUAGAUGGGGGGGGGGGGGCAGAUAGAUACGAUAGGGGAAGGAGACAGAGGGGGUAAUAAGGCAAAUUUGGACAGACAGGAUAGUGACAAGGAAGGAGAGAAGUGACACCAAGUUGUGAUUCUGUUUUGUGACAGUAACAUUUGGAAUGUGACAGAGAAACAAAAGCAAGAGACACUGGGACAGAAUAAUGACGAAGAUAAAUAAAACAGUGACAGAAAGAAAGACCUUGGCCUCCAUUUCCACUUAUCAGAAUUUAUAUGCAAAUAAAUAUUGUGAACAAUCACA
This is a messenger RNA of Bombina bombina (fire-bellied toad), 2187 nucleotides long. It is a transcript of the gene SCN4B, whose product is annotated as sodium voltage-gated channel beta subunit 4. Gene Ontology annotation, molecular function: transmembrane transporter binding; sodium channel regulator activity. Gene Ontology annotation, cellular component: voltage-gated sodium channel complex; membrane. Bases 475 to 1194 code for a protein of 239 amino acids. The transcript is spliced from 5 exons. Gene Ontology annotation, biological process: regulation of sodium ion transmembrane transporter activity; regulation of ventricular cardiac muscle cell membrane repolarization; cardiac muscle cell action potential involved in contraction. NCBI's taxonomy places the organism in Eukaryota, Metazoa, Chordata, Amphibia, Anura, Bombinatoridae. The record is from RefSeq and is a predicted model, not a curated record.